AUGGAUGAGAAGCUGCAGGCGCAUCAGGUUGACAUCGACCCGGAUUUUGAACCUCAGAGUCGGCCUCGCUCUUGCACCUGGCCGCUGCCUCACCCCGACUUUCCGGGCGAAGACGACGAUGGAAGCGGCGGUGCGGGAGGAAGAGGAGGAGGAGGCGGCGGCGGCGGCGGCGCCCCGAAGCACCCCUUGGCCGGCGGCACCGAAGGCGCCGAGAACGCCGGCGUGGCGGCGGAGCGUGGCAAAGCGACCCCGGCGCUGCCUUCUUUGAGCGCGGACGUUGGACAGCUCCGCAAAGCCAAGACUUCGCGGCGGAACGCUUGGGGCAACCUGUCGUACGCGGAUCUCAUCACCAAGGCGAUCGAGAGUUCCCCGGAGAAACGGCUCACCCUCUCCCAGAUCUACGACUGGAUGGUCCGAUACGUGCCCUAUUUUAAGGAUAAAGGCGACAGCAACAGCUCCGCGGGCUGGAAGGGCAGUUACUCUCGUAGUAGCCUUAUUGAACUCGGACUGGAGAGCACUUUUGCUUCUUGCUGA
Molecule: messenger RNA, 534 nt
Organism: Pseudonaja textilis
Lineage: Eukaryota; Metazoa; Chordata; Lepidosauria; Squamata; Elapidae
Source: RefSeq, a predicted model, not a curated record